GGCGGUGUCAGUCCCGGAGACAGAGCGCCCGGGCCGGGCGGGCAGCCGGGCAGCCGCAGGUGGGGCCUCAGGCGGUGGCAGAGGGACCGAGCCAGAGCUGGGGAGCCCCGGAGCCCCACGCGGGGAGCGUCAAGGAUGCCCCGCGGGGACUCGGAACAGGUGCGCUACUGUGCGCGUAUCUCCUACCUUUGGCUCAAGUUCUCGCUCAUCAUCUACUCCACGGUGUUCUGGCUGAUCGGGGGUCUGGUUCUGUCCGUGGGCAUCUACGCAGAGGUAGAACGGCAGAAAUACAAGACGCUGGAGAGUGCCUUCCUGGCUCCAGCCAUCAUCCUCAUCCUGUUGGGGGUUGUCAUGUUCAUCGUGUCCUUCAUCGGUGUCCUGGCCUCCCUACGAGACAACCUGUGCCUCCUCCAGGCGUUCAUGUACAUCCUCGGGAUCUGCCUUAUAAUGGAGCUCAUUGGUGGUGUGAUGGCCUUGAUCUUCCGGAACCAGACCAUUGACUUUCUGAAUGACAACAUCCGCAGAGGAAUUGAGAAUUACUACGACGAUUUGGACUUCAAAAACAUCAUGGACUUUGUCCAGAAACAGUUCAAGUGCUGUGGUGGUGAGGACUACCGAGAUUGGAGCCAAAACCAGUACCACGACUGCAGCGCCCCGGGGCCUCUGGCCUGCGGGGUGCCCUAUACCUGCUGCUUCCGGAACACGACAGACGUCGUCAAUACCAUGUGUGGCUACAAAACUAUCGACAAGGAGCGCUUCACUGUGCAGGACGUCAUCUACGUGAGGGGCUGCACCAAUGCCGUGCUCAUCUGGUUCAUGGACAACUACACCAUCAUGGCUGGCCUCCUGCUGGGCAUCCUGCUCCCCCAGUUCCUGGGGGUGCUGCUGACGCUGCUCUACAUCACCCGCGUGGAGGACAUCAUCAUGGAGUACUCGGUCACCGACGGACUCCUGGGCCCCGGAGCCAAGGCCAACAUGGACACGGCCGGCACGGGGUGCUGCCUGUGCUACCCUAGUUAGAGGCCAGGCCCGGGACAACAGCUUCAGCGGGACAGUCUGAACAGCACCUCCAAGUCCACGUGGUGGGGGGGUGGCUGGGUAGGACCUGGGCCUCGCUGCCCAUGCGUGGUGUGGAUCGAAAGCCCAGGCUGUGCACCUGUGUGUGGGCUCCUGAGGCUACUGCCUCCCCUGGGGAUGGAGCCUGAGGCCCUCCCAGGAGGGGAGUGGCCCUUUCCCCACUGCC
Messenger RNA from Ochotona princeps (American pika), 1243 nucleotides. It is a transcript of the gene TSPAN15, whose product is annotated as tetraspanin 15. Lineage: Eukaryota; Metazoa; Chordata; Mammalia; Lagomorpha; Ochotonidae. The transcript is spliced from 8 exons. The record is from RefSeq and is a predicted model, not a curated record. Bases 136 to 1020 code for a protein of 294 amino acids. Gene Ontology annotation, cellular component: membrane.